AAAAAAGGCCACCUGAGGUCAUUCUCAAAAUAUAUACACAGAGCUAACACCAUUUUUCAAAGGCAAUUUUUGCCCACUCUUUCAAACAUUAGAUUCAAAAUUACUAGGAUGGAAAAAGAUUCUGGCAGCCAGACUGCAGUUCUCUGAAAUGUGCUUCAGAUCCAUGACCUGGGGUAGAAGAGGACCUCCUGUGCCCACAGUAGCCCAUCAGAGAGAGGGAGCUGCGGCCAGCCCGCCUCGGGCUCACAGGAGUCCGGGCCUCCCCGAGCCUCAGUCCCCCUUCGGUACAACUGAGAGGCCCGUGGGAGCCGAGGGACAGGAACGAGCGCGCACACCCGGAGGCCAGCCAGGCUUGUUGGGGGUGACUUUCCCUUCCCACCCCCCACCCCCCAUUAGUCUACAGAAAUGACCCUUUAUCAUGAACACACUAGACAUUUACUGAGCACCCACCUGUUUCUAGGCUCCUAUCUGACUUACGUUGGGAAAGCUCGUCCCAGCUGCUGAGCCGAAGGCAGACAGACUGUCACAGGAAAAAGCAGAAGCAGAGAGACUAGGGGCUGUUUCGGAUGAUCAGUGGGAAGUGAAGGUGGUGAGCAGGGCUUCCGAUCCUGCUUCGGCAGCACGUAGGAACGCAGGAGUGAGGGAGGACAAUAUGCUAGUGACUCCAGUGGCCAGAACCCGUCUCCCGAGCCUGUUCAGCUCCCCCAGGUUCUUCCACAGUGAUACGAUUGCAUUUUUCUAAGACAAACCUCCAUUAGAUUUAAAAAAAAAAAAAAAAAAUUGAAAACUUUUCUAAACAUUGCUGUUUACGUGAUUCUUUUUUUUCUGGCCUACAUUCUCUUAUGUAAUUGCCUACGGUCUCAGAAUCACUUUCCAGCUCAUGAUGCCAGUUUUUCCAAGCCCCCUGUAAACUAGGCAAAGCUGGUAUUUUCUGCAUCUUACCAAGAGGUAAGCUGAGAGCCAAGGGAGACUGAGUGCUCGGUGGCACCUACUGCAGGGCUAGGAGCACAGUGGAGUCUGAAACCCAGGUCAUGGACUUGGAGAGGAAGUAAGAUGCACUCCAGGGGACUGCGGUGAUGGUCAGGGUCAGUGCUGAGUGAGAGAGAAUGACCUCCCAAAGCUGUCAGUCCAAGCCCUGUUUCAGGCAGGCCCAUGGUCCCGUGGAGAGGACGAGGCCUGGGCUCAGAGAGCCCCGAGCCCCGGCUCAAGCACUGCACGCCGUCGGGCCUCUGCGUCCCCAGCUGUGAGCCCAGGACUCAGGUCUGUCUACUUCAGGGAGUUACGAAUCUAAGUCUCUUUGGUGUGAAAAUUGAUUUCGGUUUGCCUAAGUAACAUUUAUCUAAUUUCAUCUUUAAUCACCUCUGUCAUGGGUAGUCUUCAGUUCCAUAUAACGGUCUCUUGGUCUAGAAGCCGAAGGCAUACAUCCCUCAGUGUAUUGAUCUAAUAAACUGCGAUCAGGGUUUAGAAAGGCGCAGAGGUUUUAAAACUAGUCUCAACUUUGGAAACCCACACCGUAUUUACCUAUCAUUUCAAAACACCUGUGGGAUGGCCUCGUUCAUUACCUGUCAGUAGGUAGAAAGAGGAUUUCAGUGCUGCUUUGAAUGACGCUACUCCACAUAACGUGACUGUAAGGCCCUUCAGUGGUAUUUUCCUCAAGAGACUCCUUAGAUAUUGAUCAGUGGAAUAAAGUCAUUGAGCAGCUAGGAACGCCGUCUGCGGAUUUUAUGAAGAAACUUCAGCCGACUGUGAGGAAUUAUGUAGAAAACAGACCGAAGUACCCUGGCAUCAAGUUUGAAGAGCUCUUCCCAGAUUGGAUAUUCCCAUCAGAAUCCGAACGAGACAAAAUUAAAACAAGUCAAGCCAGAGAUUUGUUAUCGAAAAUGUUAGUGAUAGAUCCCGACAAGCGAAUCUCUGUCGACGAAGCUUUACGUCACCCUUACAUUACCGUUUGGUAUGACCCUGCUGAAGCCGAGGCGCCACCACCUCAGAUUUACGACGCCCAAUUGGAAGAAAGAGAGCAUGCAAUUGAAGAGUGGAAAGAGCUGAUAUACAAAGAAGUGCUGGACUGGGAAGAGAGAAGCAAGAACGGUGUGGUCAAAGAUCAGCCUUCAGAUGCAGCGGUAAGCAGCAACGCCACUCCUUCCCGGUCGUCAUCCAUCAACGACAUCUCAUCCAUGUCCACCGAGCAGACGCUGGCCUCAGACACAGACAGCAGCCUCGAUGCCUCGACGGGACCCCUCGAAGGUUGCCGAUGAUAAGUCAUGAGCCGCAAGCUCGCCAGCAGUGAAGGAACUCCCGCUUCCAUAGGCCUGAAAGGCUUGGGGGGUUGAUGGAACCAAAUAGAAAAAAACUCCAUGUUCUGCAUGUAAGGAACACGAUGCCUUGCCCUGCUCAGUUCCAAUAGGAUUGCCUGCCUAGAUUAUACAAUGAAGCAGACUAUGUCUGAAGAACACAAGUGCAAGCCACACUCGUAGAGAUUUUGUGCAAGGUCAUUUCAGGUGAGCAAUUAGAAUAGAUGAUUUUUUUUUAAAGUUGUACGGUAAUAGUAGUGACAAUUUCUCAUCCUCAGUAACUGUUGGGACAUAUAUGCAUGUGACCACGUGUGCUUGCUCAGGCUUGCCAUCUAGCACUUUGGAAAUCAGUAUUUAAAUGCCAAAUAAUCUUCCAGGUAGUGCUGCUUCCAGAAUUAUCUCUUAAUCCUCUUAAGUAAUUUGGUGUCUGUCCAGGAAAAAUACAUUUAUGUGUAUUAAUUGGCCACCAUCAUAUUAUCGUAUCUUACCUUCUUUUAUGGUAUGAUUUAUUCUAUCUUUUGUAUUUCAGAAGGAAUAUAAUUAAAUCUAUUUAAUAAAUAAAAAAAUACAACUUUUCUUAAAUUUGUCAUGUUUUGGGCUGAGGAUUAUCACUGCUAAAACCAAGAGACCUAUAUGGACACUUUGUUUCCUCUAAAUUGUCUUAGUCUGGGAUGACUGUACAUUCAGCUUUAUUGCAUGAUAAAAUUUUAAGUUUUGUGCUGCUUAAGACGUAUAUGCCUUUACAGUCCUAAUCUGCCCUCGCUCCUUUCUCCUGGUCUUCUGGACUCAUUAAUUUAAAAUGCCACCUAAAACUUCACCUUCUUUAUAAGGCACCUAACACUCCACAUCAAUAACACAAUGGCAGAUUCUCAAAUCCAUUAGAGGCGAGAGUAGAAUUUGACAAAAACGGUCACUGAAGACAACGGCAGUGACUUCUUCCAAGUGCUUGCUUCCCCCGAGACUGGUCAGGGUCGUUCCCGGGGGAGGCACCAUCUCCCAGGGCAGCGUUUCCGGUUUCCAACCUAACGUUCUUCCUCGAUUUUCUUUCUUUGCUGAAAGAAACCCCAUAAACCGCCUCCCUCCUCCCCCCACCCCUCCACUUGGGUCUGUUGUAGGAAGCAAGGCGAUUCAGGACACCUCUGUGAUGGUGGUGUUUCCCAGUUCAUGGAGCAUUUCUUUUUCCUAAGGGAAACCCAUGAAUUUUCUGGGAAACCUCCUCACAGGGUUAUGGAGGAAGCACCCUCAAGAGUAGUGAUUAACUAUUGACUAUUUUCUGAUCUAAAACUGCUCACCUGAAAUUGAUGCUUUCAGACUUUCUGAUGUGGAAAUCAUUCAGAGUUCCCGAAGUUACUGAGUAUUGAAGUGUCACUACAGAAAUGGGGUUACGAUGGUCACAUUUUGGCUCCCUGUGCUCGUAAUGCUUAUCCCUUGAGCUUAUUCUGUUACAAAUUCCUAUCUUGUGUUUAACUGUUUGGGAAGCUACUGGGUCAACAUUCUAUAGAAUGUGUUCUGAGGAGGAACUUUGACAAGAAAGUUUAUUAUAAAUAUUAUCUAAAAUAUAUGAUUCUCUCUGCACCAGUUGUAUCGUUGGUUGGUCUUAUCACUGGAAACUGGAACCCUUGAUGAACAAAAUUAGUAUUGAAGUACUAGUUUUAUAUUGUGAGGUUUAGACGCAUUCAAGUACAAGAGGAAAUGCUGACUUGGAUUGAAGCAGAAACACCUAUGAUAUGGCUUAGGAUGGUUUUGGUUUUGGAGGCCUGAUGGUACAGUGAAGAAAGUUACCAUUAUACAUAUAUAAACAUCUUAAAACGGCCUUCUCUCUAAUAUACAUUCUUUAACAAGACUUCACUAAAUCUAUCUUUAAAAAGAAAAAGGAGAGUUUUAAAAAUGCAUCAUCUGCCCUAGGCUUCUGUGAACACGGCACGGGGAUGCUGAGGGCACAUGAAGCUCCUGCUUGUGAGGUGCCCUUUGUGAGUGGAGCCGGGUGCCACCCACAGUCUGGGUUCUGGUCAGUUCUGCCUCCGUGCAUUCACGGGGGCAGCCUGUGUUGGUGUGGGUGGGCUUCCUGCCAUGCCCACCUUCCACCGGGGAGCAGCGAGCACACCUAGGACAGGCCGCGGGGCUGCAGACAGCAGAACUCUGUAGAAAUACCUCACCCCACGUCAGGGUCCUCCCCCUGAGCCGAGACGUGCCGAGGUCCUGGUGCAGUGUAGACAGUUUCAAACUGCUCUCGAUGGCUGAAUGCUGACGUUGGAAAAAGAACUAAAACGUGCUCAACUUUUUCAUCUUUUCUAUUUUAUUUUUGUAAUUUAUACUGUACACAACCCUGGAAGUAACUAUUUUGGACACAUAUUUUUCUAAACCAGGUAAUUUGUCAUUAGCCUGGAAUUUGGACUAGGUUUAUUUUAUCUGUUGGCUUCGUUUUCAGUCAAAAAGGAAAUAACUGCCUCCCCCAGGUUGGGUCUUGACCUCAAGUGCAGGUUUUGGAGAGCAGAUAGGGUCUCUCGGAGCAGGAGAACAUUGUGGAAACACAGACUGCUCAGUAUUGAUCAGUCACGGUCGUGGAAACGGCAGCAGGGCUCUGUUCUCCUCUCUGGGACGCAAAACCCAGAGCCUCCGUGCUGGAAGGAGAAAAACCUUGGCAGGGCCCCCUGCUGACACCCAGAGCCCCUGGUUGAACCGCUGGAUGGGAUCCCGCUUGAAUCCAGAUCUGAUGCCCUGUAUGUAAGUCAUGGUAACGAUGUAGGAGUUCGUCCGGUUGAUUUCUAACGUCCUCCUCUGGUGUUUCAUGCUGGUAGCAAAUACAGGUGUGACCUUCAGAUGGCAGAUCUCAAAAGUAACAUUGCCUAAUGUUUUAUAAUAAAAUAUAUUAUGUGUGUUUUGAUUGGUGAAAAUAAUACAGAUACAUUUUAAAAGAGAA
Molecule: messenger RNA, 5211 nt
Organism: Leptonychotes weddellii (Weddell seal)
Lineage: Eukaryota; Metazoa; Chordata; Mammalia; Carnivora; Phocidae
Source: RefSeq, a predicted model, not a curated record